CAGUUUGACUUCAACAUUGACCAGAAAGGAGAGAAAUGAAGCUUUAUACUCUGCUGCUGUCGAUCGCCCUCAGCUGCGGCUGCUCUGCCAAAGAUCCUCCUGGUCCUCCAUCGAUCCGUCUGAACUCUGACUUCCUGCCGAACCAAACCGAGGUGGUCCUGACCGCCGGCGCCAACUUCAGCCUCAGUUGUCAUGGUAACGGUAUUGUCCGUUGGUCCAGUACUGCGUUCCGUCUGCUGUACGAUGACAGACUGAAGGAUCUGGUGGAGGUACGGAGGGCGGACCCCAGACACACCGGGACGUACCGCUGUGGGUACACCAACCAGAGCCUGGAACACCUGGACACCUGGAUUCACCUGUAUGUCAAAGACCCGGCUGACCCCUCCAGUGUGUUCGUCACUCCUCGCAGCAGCAUCCCUGCCCUCAAGGAAGGCCAGGACUUCUUGUUCAGGUGUCUGCUGACCGACCCGUCAGUCACAAACCUCACCCUCCAAUCAGAGGACCGAAUUGGGGGUAGGGGGCGGGACCUGCCCCACGGCAUGAUUGUGACCUUUGACCCCCAGAAAGGAGCCCUGAUCAGAGAUUUGCAGAUGUCGUUUAAAGGACACUACGUUUGUUCAGGCUGGAAGGACGGACGGCAGUUCAGAUCCAGACCUGGCAACCUGGUGGUGGUCCACAGGCUGCGUGGGCCUCCCUGUCUGUCUGUCAGUCAGGGUGAACUGGUCCGUCUGGAAGGAGAGCACUUUGAAGUCACCUGUGUGACUAGUAACCCCACCCAUUUGUACAACGUCACCUGGACGGGCCCAAACUCAGAGAGACUGAAGGUCCGUGUCAGCCAAGACUAUAUCAAAAAACACGUGUACAAAAACAGCACUGUGAGAGUGUCUGCUGUCAACCUGACUCACAGUGGAAUCUACACCUGUACUGCUGUCAAUGAGGCUGGGGUCGCCAUGGCAACCACACAUCUCAGAGUUGUGGACGCUCCCUUCCUGAGGAUUUACCUGCAGCAGAUGCCGCGUGCUAACGCUAACGCCAAGACCAUACAGGCCAAGGGUGACCUGGUUGCUAACCGUAGUAGCAUGCUAUUAGAGGAGCAAGGAGAGCUAGAAGCUAACAUUAGCAGCGGUUCACUGGAAGUGAACAGGGAAUUAAUUGUUAACGUCAGCACCAAGACACUGGAUGUGAAUGGAGCUAGCAGUGCUAACGUUAGUGGUAGCAGCACAGUGGAGGUGUAUGAAGGCCGAGAUAUGAUGCUGACCUUUGUGACAGAGUCAUACCCUCCAAUCAGGAAGCAGCACUGGACGACACCAUCAAAGAUCAACAACACGGUGUACGAGGAGAGCUACGCUGCUAAUGGCCACAGGUCAGAGGCGAGCUUGCUGCUGCGGCGGGUUCGCCAGGAGGAUCGCGGUCGUUACUCGUUCCACUUCUUUAACUCGUUCUUCAGUGGUUUGCAUAACAUCGACCUCCGAAUUUACCGUUUUCCGAGUGCCGUCAUCAGUUUGGAGAACAACACUCUGACCUGCAGCAGCUCUGGAUAUCCACUACCCCAAAUCCUCUGGUACACCUGCCCCGGGUUCCAGGACACGUGUGGAGAUGUCUCAACCAAUCAGGUUCUUCCAGCUGAUGUGACCUCACAGGAGGAGGAAGAGGAAGUCAGGAACCAUCUGAGCCUCCCUCUGUCACCUGCUGGUGAUGUCACCGUGGAGUGUGUGGCCUACAACCACAUGGGAGUGUCUCACAAAGUCUUCCAUCCUCGUUCUGCUGGAGAACCUCAGACGGCUCUGAUUGGAGCUCUGAGUGCCGCUGCCGUCCUCCUCCUGCUCCUAUUGGUCGUCUUUUAUAAGUGGAGACAGAAACCCAGAUAUGAGAUUCGCUGGAAGAUUAUCGAGAGCACCGACGGAAACAACUACACCUUCAUUGACCCCACCCAGCUGCCGUACAACUACAAGUGGGAGUUUCCUCGAGACAAACUCCGCCUCGGUGCUGUUUUGGGUUCGGGGGCAUUCGGGAAGGUCGUCGAGGCGACGGCGUACGGUCUGAGAACCGACAAUGACAUCACACGGGUUGCUGUCAAGAUGCUCAAACCGAGCGCUCACUCUGAGGAACGGGAAGCUCUGAUGACAGAGCUUAAGAUCCUCAGCCAUCUUGGUUACCAUGACAACAUCGUCAACCUGCUGGGCGCAUGCACUCAAGGAGGCCCCAUGUUGAUGAUCACAGAGUACUGUAGCCAUGGCGACCUGCUCAACUUCCUGCGGGCUCACGCUCAGGACUUCAUGGCCUCCAUUUUGAGCGUGGAUGAAGUGACAGGAGAGGCUUUCUAUAAGAACGUGGCCGGCCAGCACGCCAGACUCAGGAGUGACAGUGGGAUCUCUUGCUGCUCAGAGUAUCAGGAGAUGCAUCCAGUUCUGAGUCCAGGACAAACACACCUGGGUAAACACCUGAACUCACCUGCUAUGUUGCGUACCAAUGGCCAGAAUCUCCACUCACUGUCCCCACCUGUUCUGGUCCACCUGGGUCCGAUCCCUCUUAGUGGUAUCACCGAGACGUUGGCAGCCGGCGGGAGGAAUGUUCCUGGCUGGACUGAUCAUCGUGGUUGCCAAAGAUCUGGUGACUGUCGUUGUUUGGCCCGGAGAGCAUCCGCUCUGUCUUUGGGCUCGUGCUUCCUGGCUUUUAAGUGGAUGGGCUCCAGAGGGUAUCUUCAUGCGUGCUACGACGCUCGCAGAGCGAACCUGCGGGAGUGUGUGGCGCUGUGUGAGGUCGAAAGUGCUCGAAGUGAUGUGAGCUGGUGGAGAAAAAAGCUGCGGGGGCCUGUGGUGUACGUCCGGAAACCAGCGAAAUGA
Messenger RNA from Morone saxatilis (striped sea-bass), 2843 nucleotides. Its product is annotated as macrophage colony-stimulating factor 1 receptor 2-like. Gene Ontology annotation, cellular component: signaling receptor complex; CSF1-CSF1R complex. Gene Ontology annotation, molecular function: ATP binding; macrophage colony-stimulating factor receptor activity. Lineage: Eukaryota; Metazoa; Chordata; Actinopteri; Moronidae. Gene Ontology annotation, biological process: cell surface receptor protein tyrosine kinase signaling pathway; multicellular organism development; osteoclast differentiation. Bases 36 to 2843 code for a protein of 935 amino acids. The transcript has 19 exons. The record is from RefSeq and is a predicted model, not a curated record.